CUCUUUUUUUUUUCGAAUCUUUGUUACUGGAAGAAAAAAAAAGAACCAAAAAUGUUGCUUACAAUAUUAAAAUCACUCCUCGUGAUAUUCGUGACCUUAGUAUUGAGAGUUUUAUACGACACCAUAUCGUGUUACUGGCUAACACCUAGGCGAAUCAAGAAGAUCAUGGAACGACAAGGCGUAACCGGUCCUAAACCGCGUCCGUUAACCGGAAACAUCCUUGAAAUCUCGGCCAUGGUUUCACAAUCCGCUUCCAAGGAUUGUGACUCUAUUCACCAUGACAUCGUCGGCCGUCUUCUCCCGCAUUACGUUGCUUGGUCCAAACAGUACGGGAAGAGAUUUGUUGUGUGGAAUGGGACGGAUCCUCGUCUUUGCUUAACGGAAACAGAAUUGAUAAAGGAGUUGCUGAUGAAACACAACGGUGUAAGUGGACGAUCGUGGCUACAGCAACAAGGGACUAAGAACUUUAUCGGUCGGGGUCUCCUUAUGGCUAAUGGUCAAGAUUGGCAUCAUCAACGCCACCUUGCUGCACCGGCAUUUACUAGUGAACGACUCAAGGCACGUCAAUAA
Messenger RNA from Camelina sativa (false flax), 570 nucleotides. Lineage: Eukaryota; Viridiplantae; Streptophyta; Magnoliopsida; Brassicales; Brassicaceae. The record is from RefSeq and is a predicted model, not a curated record.